Molecule: messenger RNA, 3923 nt
Organism: Helianthus annuus (common sunflower)
Lineage: Eukaryota; Viridiplantae; Streptophyta; Magnoliopsida; Asterales; Asteraceae
Exons: 5
Coding region: 159-3923 (1254 amino acids)
Biological process (GO): proteolysis; DNA integration
Molecular function (GO): zinc ion binding; aspartic-type endopeptidase activity; nucleic acid binding
Source: RefSeq, a predicted model, not a curated record
GACCAAACCCUAACUUCACAAAUCCUCCAAAAACAGAAGGAAAUUUAGAGUUUUAGUGGAUGCAUGAACCCUAAUUCGAGUAAUCUAAGCUUGUCCAACCCUUGGCGUUAAAGAAGAAAGUUCGAGUCAAGUGAAGCAACAAGGGGAUCAAGACCGAGAUGACGGAUACGAAUGAGGAUGAAGCGACACGACAAGAACAGCUGAAAACUAUGAUCUCGGAAGAGAUUGGAAGGGCAAUGCAAGCAAGUAUUCCUCAUUUAGCCCAAGAAGUAGAAGGUCAUGUGCUAGAAGUGGUAGAAUCCAUGAUGGAGAGUAAGAUAGACGAGUUAAAAGGAAUGAUUAAUGCAAUGCAAGAAAGGAAAGGAACUCGCAAGUGCACUUACAAAGAAUUUAUGGCGUGCAACCCGUUACCAUUCAAAGGAGAAAUUGAUCCUAUAAUAUGUCAAAGGUGGAUUGCAAGUACGGAAGCGGUGUUCAUAAGGAGUCAUUGUGAAAAGGAGGAUCAAGUGAUGUUCGCCACCGGUUUGCUACAACUCCGAGCUAAGGAUUGGUGGGAUGUUUAUAGUAAAGAGCUUGGGGAAGAAAAAGUUCAAGUCUUGACAUGGCAAGAGUUCAAGGAACCUUUUCUGAAGCACCACUGUCCACAAUCUGCCAUCGAUAAGAUCCAAGAAGAUUUCUUACAUCUUCGUCAGAAAGAUGAAACCAUUGAUGAAAUCACCAACGUUUUCCUUGACAAGCUGAAGUUCUGUAACGAUAUAGCAGGAACGGAGAGAAUGAAGAUAAACCGUUAUUACGGUAUGUUGAAGGCUGAAUAUCGGGAGUUCAUAAUUCCCGCUAAAUGUGAAACUUUGAAUGAGCUCAUUGAACUGGCCCGAGAUAGGGAGAUUGAAAUAAGAAGACAGGCAGAAAGAGGCGAAAAGAGAGUAUCUGAAAAUGUUUCCAGCUCGAGCCCUUCAAAGAAACCAAAAUUUCAAGAUCAAGGCAAGAAGGAUAAGGCGAAGGGUAGUAUUCCGAAAUGCAAAACGUGCGGGAAGUUACACACGGGGGAGUGUUUGAAAGGGAAGAAGGGUUGUUACAAUUGUGGUCAAGAGGGACACCCAUACUAUAGGUGUCCUAAUCCUUCAAGAACGUGUUACAACUGUUUCCAACCGGGUCAUAUUAAGGCUGAGUGUCCCAAGCUUCAACAGAAAACUGAUAAGGAGGCAAGAAAGGAGGAAGCCCCAAGAGCUAAGGGGAGGAUGUUUCAGAUCACAACCGAGGAAGCGAAGGACCACCCGAAUGUUGUAUCAGGUAUAUUCUCAUUGAACUCGAUGCCUACGUAUGUGUUAUUUGAUACCGGUGCCAGUAGAUCGUUUGUAUCAAGUGAAUUAGUGUCACACCCCUCCUUUAAAAUCGAAAGACUACGUGUACCAUUAGAAGUAGAAAUAGCCGAUAGUAAGAGUUACUUGUUGCACGAAGUUUGUAGAGAUUGUGAAAUAAUCAUUGAAGACGAGAAGUUUGCUAUUGACCUUAUUCCCAUGAUAUUGGGGGAAUUUAAGGUUAUAGUUGGCAUGGAUUGGCUAGCUAAACAUCAGGCCGAAAUUCAAUGUGAGAAGAAGGUAAUUCAUGUGUUAACAUCGGAAGGAAAACGAGUAAGCAUACAAGGGGAAAGGAAUAUCAAUUCGAAGCUUUGUUCUAUAGUCCAAGCAUACAAGUACGUACGAAAUGGAAGCAAGGCAUUUCUAACUUACGUGGUGGAUACUAAGCAGAAUACCCCUAAGAUAGAAGAGGUUGAAGUUGUGAAUGAGUUUCUUGAUGUUUUUCCGGAAGAUUUACCGGGGCUUCCACCAGAACGCGAAGUGGAUUUCAAGAUCGAAUUGUACCCUGAUGCCAAACCCGUAGCCAAGGCCCCUUAUAGGCUGGCCUCAACAGAAAUGCGGGAGCUAAUGGUACAAAUACAAGAAUUGCUCGACAAGGGAUUUAUACGCCCGAACCCGUCAAAGGUGGAAGCCGUUAUGAAGUGGAUACCUCCCAAGAACCCAAGUGAGGUAAGAAGCUUUUUGGGUUUAGCAGGCUAUUAUAGGAGGUUUAUCGAAGACUUUUCUAAAUUGGCCUUGCCGUUGACCAAGUUAACCAAGAAGGAUGAGAAGUUUUCGUGGGGUGCAGAUCAAGAAAGGGCGUUUCAAACCUUGAAAGAAAAGCUGUCGAGUUCCCCGGUACUAACCUUACCAGAUGGAACGGAAGACUUGGUGGUGUUUACGAAUGCGUCACACCAAGGGUUGGGAUGUGUUUUGAUGCAAAGGGGUAGAGUCAUUGCCUAUGCUUCUAGGCAAUUGAAGACACACGAAAGUAAUUACCCAACCCAUGAUUUGGAGUUAGCUGCAGUAGUAUUUGCUAUGAAGAUAUGGAGGCACUAUCUUUACGCUAACGUAGUAGCCGAUGCCCUGAGCCGAAAGGAUUACCCGCCUCCAAUUCAAGUUAAGUCCAUGAAGAUGGUAAUUACACCUCGAUUUCUCGAAAUGGUUAAAGAAGCCCAAAUCAAGUCACUAAGCGGAAUGGAUUCUAAAAAGGAAAGAACAAAGGGGUUUGUGGAUAAAUUCGAAGAAAGAUCCGAUGGGAUUAAAACCAUGUAUGGUCGCAUUUGGAUACCCCGGUUUAGCAAAGCAAAGGGUGCAUUACUCGAAGAAGCUCACAAAUCCCGAUUCUCGGUUCAUCCUGGAGCUACAAAAAUGUAUUUGGACUUGAAGAAAAGUUAUUGGUGGCCCGGCAUGAAGCGUGACAUUGUCAAGUAUGUUGCCAAAUGUUUGACAUGUCUGCAGGUAAAGGCAGAACAUCAGAAACCAUAUGGGAAGUUACAACCGUUAGAGAUUCCGGUAUGGAAAUGGGAAGAAUUGACGAUGGACCUAGUGACCAAGCUUCCUAAGACAAGGAAAGGUCACGAUGCUAUAUGGGUGAUCGUAGACCGCCUCACCAAGAGCGCGCACUUCUUACCCAUUCGGGAAGCUUUCUCCUCCGAAAAGAUGGCGGAGAUCUAUGUUAACGAGAUAAUAUCACGACACGGAGUUCCUGUAUCUAUUGUGUCGGAUCGAGAUACCCGAUUCACAUCUCGAUAUUGGCAAGGUUUUCAUGAAAGUAUGGGUACAAAAUUACAUUUCAGUACCGCUUACCACCCCCAAACGGAUGGUCAGUCCGAGCGGACUAUUCAAACACUUAUCGACAUGCUGCGGGCAUGUGUGAUAGACUUCGGGGGAAGCUGGGAUGACCACUUGCCGUUGGUGGAAUUUUCAUACAACAACAGCUACCACAACGGCAUUCGAAUGGCACCGUAUGAAUUGUUGUAUGGAAGAAAGUGUAGAACUCCAAUUUGUUGGGGAGAGGUGGGACAGAGAGAAAUUGCACCCAACGAGGUGGUGGCUAAAACUAACGAGAAGAUCGAUCUUGUGCGAGCCCGUUUAAAAGCGGCUCAAGAUCGACAAAAGGCCUAUGCAGAUCAAAGGAGGCGACCCAUCGAAUUUCAAAUAGGUGAUUAUGUGUUAUUAAAGGUUUCCCCAUGGAAAGGUAUAAUCCGUUUCCGUAAGCGAGGAAAACUAGGUCCCCGCUACAUAGGACCUUUCAAGAUUGUGGCCCGGGUUGGGGAGGUAGCAUAUCGGUUGGAAUUACCGCCAACUUUGGAUGGAAUACAUGACACAUUCCAUGUGUCACAAUUGAGAAAGUGUUUAGCGGAUGAGACGACAUAUGUGCCCCUUGACGAUAUUGAGUUGGAUGAAAAGUUGAAUUAUAUUGAGAGGCCGAUAGCUAUCAAGGAUUCCAAGGUAACGCCCCUUCGGAACAAAACCAUAAAGCAAGUCUUGGUGCAAUGGCAACAUCGGAAAGGAUCAGACCUUACGUGGGAGCUAGAAGAUGAGAUGAGGAAGCUUUACCCGACAUUAUUUGGUACGUAUUAA